Molecule: messenger RNA, 2543 nt
Organism: Hypoxylon fragiforme
Lineage: Eukaryota; Fungi; Ascomycota; Sordariomycetes; Xylariales; Hypoxylaceae
Exons: 2
Coding region: 435-2195 (586 amino acids)
Biological process (GO): regulation of transcription by RNA polymerase II
Molecular function (GO): RNA polymerase II cis-regulatory region sequence-specific DNA binding; DNA-binding transcription factor activity, RNA polymerase II-specific
Source: RefSeq, a predicted model, not a curated record
CCUGCCCGACAAGGCCAAGUGCUCGCCAAGCCACACUGGGCCUCACAGGGACUCAGAAGGGGAAUUCCCCCAGAACUCCCAGCACCCAGGCCCAGGCACCCAUAACAGCCAAAUUUCCCAACUGAUCCACGCUUUCUGCUAAUCUUGUUAUUUCCCUCUUUCCUUCUCUUUUGUAUUUGUACACUUCACAACCAAAAAAUCAUCACGAUUAACAAAACAAAUACAACUCGCACUCACUCACACACUCACUCACUCUCACACAAGCAUACAUACAUACACACACACCAUAUAACCAACCGACGAUACUGUAUGUCCAUCAAAUAGACGGGAUCCAGUUUAAUAUAAUACUUCACAGCACUUGCCACGAUCGGCCAAGUCAAAUCUCCUGUCUUUGAAAGUGGACGGAAUCGCACUUACUUAAGGAAACACCCAUCAUGUCGGCUUCAAGCCAAUCCUCGACGAGUCCGACGGGUGUCGUCGACCCUCUGGAUCUGUUGGAUUUUACCGAGUACGAUGCAAUGGCAUAUCAAUCACCAUCAGCUUCUCCUGCCGGAACCAACAAGUCUCAGUUUGCUAGGACACCAGGCAUGGUAACUUCAACACCGAACACUCUGCCGUCAAACCGGACGUUGUCUGGUCCUAGUCACAAGUAUGAUCAGUACAAGCAACAGACACCAUUCGUUCCGGGUGCUCUUGCUAGCACACUGGCUAUCAAUAACAACAACUCCCAGGUUACCGGCUACACGUUAGAAUACAUGGCGCCGGACAUGAGCUCCAAUGAUGAUAUGUUUGAUUUUAAUACUGCACCGUCGCAGAACAUGAGCACCGGUGGGGAUAUGGAUAUCGACUUUGUUGAUUCCCAGCAGGAUCCGUCGUUCUUCUUCCCCGAACCUACAGUCAACCCGAAUGCUAUUGGGGGCGAGUCUCGGGGUUUACAAUCGCCUAUCGUUCCGAGCCAGACAAGUAGUGUGGGAAGGAUGUACCCCGGCAUGCAUCAACAAGCUGCACUAGCAAAGGCCCAGCAACAGCAAAGACAACAGCAGCAUAUCAUUCAGCAACAGCAGAGGCAGAAUCAGCAAGUUAAGCAACAUCGGCCAAAGGCUCCUAUGCCUUCUGAUCCGAUUGUUGAACAGAAGAUAACACAGCUACUAAAUUCAAUGAGGUCCAAGGCUGGCAGUACCUCUAGCGAUGGGAGCGACAACUCUCCUAUGCUUCAGCUUCCUAGGCCCAAGAAGGAGGAGGAUGAUAUGGAUGAGGACGAGCGACUCCUGGCUAGCGAGGAGGGCAAGAAAUUAAGCAGCAAAGAAAGACGCCAAUUGCGCAACAAAGUAUCUGCUCGAGCCUUCCGUUCAAGGAGAAAGGAAUAUAUCACCCAACUUGAAAGUGAAAUUGCGAACAAGGUUACCGAGAAUGGCGAUUUACGAGCCCAGAACCGUGCAUUGAUGGAAGAGAACCGACGACUAUCCGAUCUCACUCGCAUGCUACUAUCAUCUCCUUCGUUUUCUAACUUUCUUGAUCAUUUGAGUUCCAACCCAUCAGCAGCUCCACAACAACAGGCACAACCAGAGCAAAGGCAGCCAGAAUCUCGCCCGGUUCCUAAGGAUGUCAAUCCCUUCAAUGCUGGUCAACAGAAUCACCAGCAUCAACAGAUCGGAAUGGUCGUGAUGCCAGAGCAAACAAUGGAUUUUUCGAUGCUCAAUCUGAACUCAGAUGCUUUCAACUACCAACCUCGAGUCUUUGCCGUUCUAGAGACGCCUGACGUUCCUUUUAUUGACACUGAGGCUCUGGCCGGCAAAUCUACAAAUUGGAUCGGCGAAUCAUUUGCGCCCGAUGCUGAGAAGGACGAGGCUCCUGUUAUUGAAUCACCGGUGCUGUCUACCGAAACAUCAGAAAUCCCGGAACAGUCUAACGACUCGGCCGAGAUCAGUAGAGUUGCCGACCUUGACGGGGAUAUUUAUGAUGAUGAUGUGACUAUUUCUGGACCAUCAGAAUCAAUCAAGUUGGACACCGAUAGUCUCACCCCAGUCGACAUUUUUGGCGGAAUCGAGUCUGAGAAGGCAUUGGCUAGGAUCGACCUCGUUGACUCGUCUGAAGAAGAUACCACUGCUAUCAUUGCUGCGAAGCGUGUGGAGCGUAUCGCGGCUAGUCUGGAGCCUGUCUUAGCGAGACUGGACAUGCUCUCCAUCGGAUUAUAGUAGUGCUAGGUGCGUAGGCUCUAGCCCAAAUGCCAGCGAUAUUUGUGUAUCUUACCGGAGUUGGGGCGAAGGUUGCAUUAUGGUAAAAGGGAUGAGUUCGGUUGGAAUUCGUCGCAUACACACAACACUUUUCUUUUUUAAAGCCCACUUUCUUGGAUUCUAGCGUCGCGAGACUUGGGAUAGGAGGAUGUUUACGAGGCGCUUCGGAAGAGCGCUAUUUAUGAAGACGGAGGAUAGGAAUGGCAUCGUGCAUCAUGAUGGAUUGCCCAUAUAUCAGUCGUAAUAGAUAUAAGUAGGUAGCCAAUGUCCCACCCUUUGAAUGGAAGACAUUAUUAGGUCAAUCAUCUA